Laccaria bicolor S238N-H82 is the source of this 869-nucleotide messenger RNA. RefSeq lists its product as uncharacterized. Lineage: Eukaryota; Fungi; Basidiomycota; Agaricomycetes; Agaricales; Hydnangiaceae. The transcript is spliced from 5 exons. The record is from RefSeq and is a predicted model, not a curated record. Bases 48 to 431 code for a protein of 127 amino acids. Gene Ontology annotation, biological process: RNA processing; spliceosomal snRNP assembly. Gene Ontology annotation, molecular function: RNA binding. Gene Ontology annotation, cellular component: catalytic step 2 spliceosome; spliceosomal tri-snRNP complex; U1 snRNP.
UCAGCCAUCGUCCACCUCCUCCAAAAACCAAAAUCUAAGUAUCCACGAUGAGCGCAGGCCUCGGAGUGCCAGUCAAACUGUUACAUGAAUCGCUAGGACACAUAAUUACUGUGGAACUGAAAACGGGGCAACUAUAUCGCGGCAAGCUUGCUGAAGCGGAGGAUAACUUGAACAUCUCUUUGAAGGAUAUUACCGUUACUGGUCGUGAUGGACGUGUAUCUCAACUUGACCAAGUUUAUAUUCGAGGAAGCAUGGUUCGGUUCUUCAUUGUUCCUGAUAUGUUGCAGAAUGCGCCCAUGUUCAAACGGGUAGGACCAAAUGCCAUGAGGGGGAGAGGUAUAGGGACAGCCCGUGGGCGCGCCACGAUUAUGCGAGCCAAUGCUCGCCGCGGACGUGGAGUUGUGCCACCUGCACGCGGUAUCAGGAGAUAGAUAGGAGAUGGUUGAAAGAUUCUUUGUUGUAAUAAAACAAUCUCAAUUUUCUGCACCUUACAGUGACUACAUGGUAUUAAAAGACGAUCGGCAUCAGGGAAACAAGCGUACGAUUUCGCUAACGGCGCUCAUUAUGUUAUUUUCUGGGUACCACUUCUAUCGAGUCUGCCCUCUCGCUAAAAGUCGGUUACUCUUCCCUUGAAACUCCAAUCUCCACCUUGAUCUUCUCCCCAACGCUUGACGGGCUCGCGCUUGGGCCCGCCUUUUUCCCCUGUAACGGGGUUUAUGUCGCCCUCGAAUUCUGGUUUGAUGGGUGUGGGAGCAUCAGGGUGGGUGUUUGGAAGUGUGUCGACAGGCGAUGAGAGUGGUGCUUGUGCCCUGCGCUGAAGUUCUUCGAAUUCACGUUGCUGAACUUUGGGUAGUGGUGGUGGCCCUGGU